AUGCGCACCUGCAACCCUGGCGCCAGGAGUUCUGCCAGGCCGAAGGAGGACCCAUGCCCGGAAACAGUUUCGCUGAAAUGCAGUCGACCAGGCCAUCCAGUUGUGGAUAGGAUAUUUCAUUUUGAAAGAGUGUUCAAGCCACAGGCAUCUCAAAGUACAGUAUUUGAAGAAGUGCGACCCCUUAUUACAUCCGUAUUAGAUGGCUACAAUGUUUGCAUUAUGGCAUAUGGACAAACUGGGAGUGGAAAAACCUACACGAUGAUGGGACCCCAUUCUGACAGUGAAAGUGAAAACCACACAGAACUUGGAAUUAUCCCAAGAGCAGCAGAAGAGCUAUUUAGACUCAUUUUGGAAAAGCCAGAAGGAAGCCAUUCUGUGGAAGUCUCCAUACUUGAAGUAUAUAAUAAUGAGAUUUACGAUCUUCUAGCAUAUGACGGUCAUGCAAAUCUAUGCUUAAAGCGCGAUAUUGUGACUGGUAAAGAUGGGAAGAGUGAUGUGGCUUCACUGACAUAUAAACAUGCUACAUACAUUGAAGAUGUUCUGGAUUUGGUGAAAAAAGGUUUACAGUUAAGAGUUAAACAUUCAACCCUAAUUCAUGCAAAUUCUUCUCGUUCCCAUUUAGUUGUCACCCUGACUGUGACAACCAGUGCUGCAUUUGACCCAUUUGACAGUGGAAAACAUAAAUCAGUCAAAACAAAACUGCAGUUGGUUGACUUAGCUGGAAGUGAAUGUGUAGGCCUGUCUGGUGUACAGGGAGCAGCCUUGAGAGAGGCUUCUUUUAUUAAUCGAAGCUUGUCUGCUCUGUCAGAUGUACUGGGAGCCCUAGCAGAGCAUCGCGCUCACAUUCCUUAUCGUAACAGCAAACUUACACACUUGCUACAGGAUUCUAUUGGUGGUGAUGCAAAGUUGCUUGUGAUGUUGUGUAUUUCUCCUUGUCAGACAUUCACAGCUGAAUCCCUGCAGACACUGGGAUUUGGAACGCGUGCUUGUCAAGUAUCUAGAGUUCCUUCCAAGAAGAAGCAAUAA
This is a messenger RNA of Nanorana parkeri, 1026 nucleotides long. It is a transcript of the gene KIF25, whose product is annotated as kinesin family member 25. Gene Ontology annotation, cellular component: kinesin complex; microtubule. The transcript is spliced from 9 exons. Lineage: Eukaryota; Metazoa; Chordata; Amphibia; Anura; Dicroglossidae. Gene Ontology annotation, molecular function: microtubule binding; ATP binding; microtubule motor activity. Bases 1 to 1026 code for a protein of 341 amino acids. The record is from RefSeq and is a predicted model, not a curated record. Gene Ontology annotation, biological process: microtubule-based movement.